AUGCAAAUGAUGGGAUUGGAGCGCGGUGAGAAUCAAAUUGCUAACCAUCUCAAUGGACAAGUGAAACGAAGAAAGAUUAACAAACUGGAUAAGGAAAGGUUGGUAUCUAAUCUUGUUGCCACCUGUGACUACAAUGCUAUGAAAAACGCGGACAUAGUGAUUGAGGCUGUCUUUGAAGAUUUGGAAUUGAAGCACAAGGUUAUUAAGCAAAUUGAGGGGAUCGUUAGAAAGGACACGAUCAUCGCAUCAAACACGUCUGCUUUACCUAUCAAAGAGAUUGCAAAAGCUUCUUCACAUCCAGAUAAAGUCAUUGGCAUGCACUACUUCUCUCCCGUAGAAAAAAUGCAACUUUUGGAAAUUAUCGUUCAUGAUGGCACGUCAAAGGAAACCUUGGCCACUGCUGCUCAACUUGGAUUGAAACAAGGCAAAACUGUAGUAGUUGUUAAGGAUUGUCCUGGAUUCUUUGUCGUACGUUGCUUGGGACCCAUGAUGUCCGAGGUAGUACGACUCUUGCAAGAAGGUGUUUCACCUCAAGAAUUGGAUAAACUCACCAAACAAUUUGGUUUUCCUGUUGGAGCUGCCACAUUAGCUGACGAGGUUGGUGUUGAUGUCUACGGUCAUGUAGCAGUAUUCCUUGGUAAGGCUUUGGGACCGAGAGUACAUGGUGGAUCGGUUGAGCUGCUUGAAGAGAUGGCUGGAGCUGGAUUUAAAGGAAGAAAAACUGGCAAA
Molecule: messenger RNA, 729 nt
Organism: Strongylus vulgaris
Lineage: Eukaryota; Metazoa; Nematoda; Chromadorea; Rhabditida; Strongylidae
Source: the annotation of a GenBank genome assembly